This is a messenger RNA of Epithele typhae, 1218 nucleotides long. Its product is annotated as 26S proteasome subunit P45. Gene Ontology annotation, biological process: proteasome-mediated ubiquitin-dependent protein catabolic process. The record is from RefSeq and is a predicted model, not a curated record. NCBI's taxonomy places the organism in Eukaryota, Fungi, Basidiomycota, Agaricomycetes, Polyporales, Epitheliaceae. The coding region runs from base 1 to 1218 and encodes 405 amino acids. Gene Ontology annotation, cellular component: proteasome regulatory particle, base subcomplex. The transcript has 9 exons. Gene Ontology annotation, molecular function: proteasome-activating activity; ATP binding; ATP hydrolysis activity.
AUGGACGAAAUUGGAGUUGAUAUCAGGAAGGAGGAGCCCACCUUCGGCACCGUGAUCGAGGACAAGGCCGCGCUCAUGCAGGAGCUCGAGUCUGAAGAGGACAUCUACCUGAACUAUAUCAAGGACGAGCAAGCGAACCUCAAGCGAGAGCUCAUACGCGCACAGGAGGAAGUCAAGCGCAUUCAAUCUGUUCCUCUCGUCAUUGGACAGUUCCUGGAACCCAUCGACCAAUAUACCGGCAUUGUUGGGUCAACCACUGGCUCCAACUACGUCGUUCGUAUCCUCUCUACCCUCGACCGCGAGCUCCUCAAGCCGUCUUCUUCUGUGGCACUCCACCGGCAUUCCAAUGCUCUCGUUGACAUCCUUCCCCCGGAAGCCGACUCGUCCAUCGCGAUGCUGGGCAAGGAGGAGCGCCCAGAUGUCGCGUACCAGGACAUCGGCGGUAUGGAUGCGCAGAAACAGGAAAUCCGGGAGGCGGUCGAACUGCCAUUGACGCACUUCGACUUGUACAAGAAGAUUGGUAUCGACCCGCCUCGCGGUGUGCUUCUUUACGGGCCGCCAGGAACGGGGAAAACUAUGCUUGUCAAGGCCGUCGCGCACCACACCACUGCCUCUUUCAUCCGGGUCGUUGGCAGUGAAUUCGUGCAGAAGUACCUCGGAGAAGGUCCUCGUAUGGUCCGCGAUGUCUUCCGGCUAGCUCGCGAGAAUGCCCCAGCUAUUAUCUUCAUUGACGAAAUCGACGCUAUUGCCACGAAACGGUUCGACGCACAGACAGGUGCUGAUCGAGAGGUGCAACGCAUCCUGCUCGAGCUACUCAACCAGAUGGAUGGUUUCGACCAAGGUAGCAAUGUCAAGGUCAUCAUGGCUACCAACCGAGCAGAUACUCUAGACCCGGCUUUGCUCCGUCCAGGUCGUCUUGACAGGAAGAUCGAAUUCCCACUGCCGUCUCGUCGAGAAAAGCGUCUUAUCUUCCAGGCUGUGACGGGCAAGAUGAACCUCGGACCUGACGUCGACUUGGAGGACUAUGUUUCACGGCCUGAGCGCUUGUCAUCCGCUGAGAUUGCAUCUAUUGUACAAGCCGCUGGCUUGCAAGCUGUGCGGAAGAACCGAUACGUCGUCCUCCCUGUGGACUUUGAGGAAGCAUGGAAGCAAAACGUCAAGCGGGCGGACGAGACCUUGGACUUCUCCUUCCUACUCGAAGGGGCAUUCAUUCAAUAG